This is a messenger RNA of Temnothorax curvispinosus, 1484 nucleotides long. It is a transcript of the gene Spx, whose product is annotated as splicing factor 3B subunit 4. Gene Ontology annotation, biological process: positive regulation of mRNA splicing, via spliceosome. The transcript has 4 exons. NCBI's taxonomy places the organism in Eukaryota, Metazoa, Arthropoda, Insecta, Hymenoptera, Formicidae. The coding region runs from base 122 to 1357 and encodes 411 amino acids. Gene Ontology annotation, molecular function: RNA binding. Gene Ontology annotation, cellular component: nucleolus; U12-type spliceosomal complex. The record is from RefSeq and is a predicted model, not a curated record.
UGCACGACUGCACGUCUAUCACGUAGAUUAGAUGUUUUUUCAAGUAUACGUCGUCAACCGUUAAUAUUCUCUAAACGUAUCCCGUAAUCUGUCAGUACGUUUCAAGUAAAGGUCAAGAAUUAUGGCAGCCGGUCCAAUCGCGGAACGUAACCAAGAUGCAACAAUAUACGUUGGAGGCUUGGAUGACAAAGUUACGGAAUCCCUCAUGUGGGAACUAUUUGUUCAAUCAGGACCUGUUGUUAACGUACACAUGCCAAAAGAUAGAGUAACUCAAAUGCAUCAAGGAUAUGGUUUUGUUGAAUUUAUGGGAGAAGAAGAUGCUGAUUAUGCUAUUAAAAUCAUGAAUAUGAUCAAACUUUAUGGCAAACCUAUUCGCGUAAACAAGGCUAGCGCGCACCAAAAGAACUUGGAUGUCGGAGCAAAUAUAUUUAUAGGAAAUCUUGAUCCAGAAGUAGAUGAAAAAUUAUUGUACGAUACAUUCAGUGCAUUUGGCGUGAUUUUGCAAACGCCAAAGAUAAUGAGGGACCCCGAGACAGGUAACUCGAAAGGCUUUGCUUUCAUUAAUUUUGCCUCUUUCGAUGCCUCGGAUGCCAGCAUCGAAGCGAUGAACGGUCAAUAUCUGUGUAAUCGGCCAAUCUCCGUGUCUUAUGCUUUUAAACGCGACGCCAAAGGCGAGAGACACGGCAGUGCCGCUGAAAGACUUUUGGCCGCGCAGAAUCCUCUGAGUCAAGCGGACAGGCCGCAUCAGUUGUUCGCGGAUGCGCCACCUCUGGCGCCGCCACCGAUGCCAACGUCGAACGCGACGGCCCACCAACCUGCCCAUCAUCCUCAGCAUCACGUGAUGCAUCAUGGAAUGGUCGUGCCACCACCGCCGCCGCCGUCUACUCCUGGACCGCCGAUGGGUCAUCCGCCUCCACCGCCCGUACCACCGCCACCGUCCGGUGGAUUCCCACCGGCGAACAUCCCUCCACCCCCUCUCCCUCCGAUGUCGAUGGCAGCGCAUCCUCCACUACCACCCGGUAUGCCACCCCCGUUGCCGCCUAUGCCCGUGCCGAGUUCCCAGGCGCAGUCAGCCGCCUCCAGGAUGAUGGCACCACCGCCGCCACAUUGGGCCGUCGGGGCACCGCCGCAGGGACAAUUCCCACCGCCUCCGCCCCCAUCUUCCAGCGGUGGUCCUCCGCAAUUUGGACAGUAUCAGCCGUCGCCGCCGCGACCUCCUCCGGCUUGGCGGCAUCCUCCACCACCGCCUGUUUCGCAGGGUGGCCCCCCGCCCCCGCCGCCACCUCAGUUCCGACCCCCCUUCCCGCCAAGAGGACCGCCGCCGCCGCCGCCACCACACGACGGCAAUCAAUAUUAAUUAAUAUUCGUCAAGUGAUAUUUAUCGUCACCGUGCGUGACACACGGAGAUAACGAUACACGUUUGUUUUAUAAUUAUCGACAAAUAUAUCCGUGAUGGAGACAUCUACGAUACCGUGGUAGAAAAA